This is a messenger RNA of Drosophila subpulchrella, 1739 nucleotides long. RefSeq names its product putative aldehyde dehydrogenase family 7 member A1 homolog (gene Aldh7A1). The coding region runs from base 44 to 1666 and encodes 540 amino acids. The transcript is spliced from 2 exons. Lineage: Eukaryota; Metazoa; Arthropoda; Insecta; Diptera; Drosophilidae. Gene Ontology annotation, molecular function: aldehyde dehydrogenase (NAD+) activity. The record is from RefSeq and is a predicted model, not a curated record.
GGCGACCCGGGCAGUCGCUGUUUUCAUCCGAACACCUACCAAUAUGCUGGCACAUCUCAGAAAUCUUUCGAGGCUGGCAUUGCCCCGUCGACUGGUCACCCAGUCCGCCAGCUACUCAUCGACCUCCUCGUUCCUGAUCGACCAGCCGGAAUACAGUUUCCUGAAGGAAUUGGGCCUAGAACGCGACAAUCCAGGAGUUUAUUCCGGUCAAUGGCAGGGUAAUGGGUCGUCCAUCACCAGCUACGACCCCGGAACUGGCAGACCUAUAGCCACAGUGCGGCAGGGAAAUGUGCAGGAGCUCGAGCAGACCAUCGGGCUGGCAGUGGAGGCCUACAAGCAGUGGCGACAGGUUCCAGCUCCAGUUCGAGGUGAAAUAGUACGCCAGAUCGGUGAUGAACUGAGGAAGUACAAGGAACCGCUGGGAAAACUUGUGUCCCUCGAAGUGGGCAAAAUCUACAGCGAGGGUCAGGGAGAGGUGCAGGAGUUCAUCGAUAUCUGCGACUAUGCGGUUGGCCUCUCCAGGAUCUAUUCCGGUCAGCUGAUCAACUCAGAGCGGGCCGACCACUCGAUUCUGGAGGCCUGGCGUCCUCUGGGAGUGGUGGGCGUUAUUUCGGCCUACAACUUUCCCAACGCUGUUUUCGGCUGGAACGCUGCGAUUGCUCUGACCACUGGCAAUAGUGUGCUGUGGAAAGGCGCUCCCAGUACGCCGUUGGUCUCGGUAGCCACCACCAAAAUUGUGGCCGAUGUGCUGCGCAGGAACAACCUUCCGCCAGUAGUGACCCUUUGCCAAGGAGGCACCGAUGUGGGUCAGACACUGGUGGCUGACAAAAGAGUGAACCUCGUGUCCUUCACCGGCAGCUGUCAAACUGGUCGCGAUGUGGGCGUAGAAGUCCAGCGCAGAUUCGGUAAGGUCAUCCUCGAGUUGGGUGGUAACAAUGCCUUGAUCAUCGAUGAAUCUGCAAACGUGAAAAUGGCCCUGGACGCAGCUCUCUUCGGUUGCAUUGGCACUAGUGGUCAGAGAUGCACCACAACCAGGAGAAUUAUUGUGCACGAAAAGCUGCAUGAUCAGUUUGUUAAGGCGCUGGUUGGUAAGUACAAGCAGCUAAUACCCAAGAUUGGGCACCAGCUCGACGCUCAAACUUUGGUGGGUCCCGUGCACACGCAACAAAACGUGGAAAACUACAAAACGGCCAUCGAGGAGGCCAAAUCCUUGGGUGGAACAGUGGCCUUCGGCGGCAAGGUAAUCGAGCGGGAAGGUUUUUACGUGGAACCCACGGUAAUCACUGGCUUGCCUCACGAUGCCAGCGUUGUCCAUCGGGAAACCUUUGCCCCAAUCGUGUACAUCCUCAAAGCCAAGAACGUGGAACAGGCCAUCGAAUGGAACAACGAGGUGGAGCAGGGCUUAUCAUCCGCCAUUUUCACCGAAAACAUUGGCCAGGCCUUCAAGUGGAUUGGAGCCAAAGGUUCCGAUUGUGGCAUCGUCAACAUCAACACCACCACCAAUGGUGCCGAGAUUGGAGGUGCUUUCGGAGGAGAAAAGGCCACUGGAGGUGGUCGCGAAUCCGGAUCCGAUGCCUGGAAGCAGUAUUGCAAGCGGGCCACCAUCACAGUCAAUCAUUCCGGCGAACUGGCCUGCGCCCAGGGCGUCGUAUUCAAUGUGGAGUAGAAACAGAUAUGAUCAAUUUAAUGUCUUCCUAUUUGCUAAAAUUUAAAAUACAUAAAUGAUGUCCGAAACUAAA